GUCGUCCGCGCAACACGUGCCACAGCCCGCGAAAUUAAAAAAAUAAAUACCGCUUUGUGUCAGUGAAAAAAGAAUAAAGAAUACUGUGUGAAUUUUGACGUUUAUACUUUUUAAACAAAGGUUUUUUAUCGUGCCAGUGUUUUUAUCUUUUUUACUUUUGUAAUCUUAAGCGUGGCUUUUGAAUAUUGAUUGGAAACUCAUGUAAGGUUUUAAAAGGUUCGUGUAUAGUAAUGUGGGCUGAAUUAGGAUUUAUUUUUCCUUAAGGGAUGUGCGGCUGUUUUUCCUUUUACCGAAGGUGUGAAAGGGAUUUUCUUAUAAGUUACUCGGACGUCGAAACUCUUUCCCACUUUGACUUGACAAGUUACUGUAAAAGUCUUGAAGACUUUGAACAGUGAGUACGAAUCUUUAGUUCUCAAGUGUGUCUUAGAAUAGUGAUGUACCGAUGUGCCGAAAGUGAAAAGUGGUAGAAAGUAACAGUGCUGUGCCGUGAAUAAUGUAUACAUGUGAAGUCUGUUGAAACUGACAACAUGGGACUGCAUAAACGGGAAAAGAAUGGUCUUCUCUCGUAUGAGAAUCCAAACUACCAUUUGGACCCGUCACGGCUCGAGUCGGCGAUCUACUCUGACUUGUACGACAUGCACGACGACAAGUUGCCAGACGAAUACGACACCUAUCUCGACAACAGGAGAGUCGACAACGAGGUGUCGUCGCCAGUAAAAAAAACAAAUGAAAAAAACGGCCUCAUCACGCCACCGGAACAGAAUGGGGGUGACGAGUCGCCCCCUCCUGAGAAGGAGAGGGCAGAUCAAGAGGCUAACGAGAAGAGCCACGCAGGGCCGGUGCCACACCAGGCCGGGCCAAAUGACGACCUCUACGCGAUACCCGUCAAACUGAGGCCCAAGAAGGAGCCGCAGUUGCCACCAGGAUGGGAGAAACAUGAGGACAACGACGGGCCUUACUACUGGCACAUAAAGAGUGGAACUAUCCAAAGAGAGAUACCAAAGAUGCCCCCGGUCGAGGCGAAGGAGUCCCGCAUCUCGAUGGUGCGAGACUGCUCAAACCUGUCCGAAGUGGGCAAGUAUGAGGGCGUGAUGACUACUUCGGUGACCAGAAGCACCACCAGUGGCGCUCUCGACCAUGACGCCCAGGAUGCCGAGAGGAAGAGGAAAGAGGAGAUGUCCUACAAACGCCGCAGUUUCCCAGCACGUCCAGAGCCAGACAACGGGCGCGCAGUCAGAUUCUUCGUCCGCUCUCUGGGCUGGGUCGAGAUCUCAGAGGCUGACCUCACUCCGGAGCGCUCCAGUCGGGCUGUCAACAAGUGCAUUGUGGACCUCAGCCUCGGCCGCAACGAUCUCUUGGACCAGGUCGGCCGUUGGGGUGAUGGCAAAGACCUGUUCAUGGAUUUGGACGACGGAGCCCUGAAGCUGAUUGACCCAGAGAGUCUGACCACACUGCACACGCAGCCCAUUCACACUAUUCGCGUUUGGGGGGUGGGCAGAGAUAAUGGACGGGACUUCGCGUACGUGGCCCGCGACCGGCUGACGCGCAAGCACAUGUGCCACGUGUUCCGCUGCGAGGCGCCGGCGCGCACCAUCGCCAACGCGCUGCGCGACAUCUGCAAGCGCAUCAUGAUCGAGCGCUCGCUGCAGCCGCCGCCGCGCCCCACCGACCUGCCGGCCGCGCGCCGCCCGCGCCCGCUCUCGGGGGCCUCGUUCCCGACGCCCAUGGAAGAGCCUCGCAAGACAGUGCGCGCGCGCUACCUGGGCAGCGCGGAGGUGCCGCGCGCCACCGGCAUGGACGUGCUCAACGACGCCAUCGAUCGCCUGGCGGCUGCGCGUGCGCCCUCGCAGUGGCGCCCGGCCGCCGUGGCCGUGGCGCCCUCUAUGAUCACUAUUACUGAGGAGGGGGAAACGACCCCGAUAGUGGAGUGCCGCGUGCGCUACCUGUCAUUCCUGGGCAUCGGGCGCGACGUGCGGCGCUGCGCGUUCAUCGUGCACACGGCGCAGGAUCUGUUCGUGGCGCACGCGUUCCACGCUGAACCCUCCUCCGGCGCGCUCUGCAAGACUAUUGAGGCUGCCUGCAAGCUCCGCUACCAGAAGUGCCUGGACGCGCACGGCGGCGCGGCAUCGCUGGCCAGCGCGGGGUCGGCGGGCAGCGCGGGCAGCGACGCCGGCCGCGCGUCGCUGGGGCAGGCGCUCAAGUCCUUCGUGGGCUCGCUCACCGGCCGCCGGGCCUCUUGAAUUGCCGGGUGUGACGAUGACUUAGAGAUAAACUUCUGCCAUCGCGCCUAGUCCUCAGGCGGGAAGACAGUCGCAUGCUAUGCCACGCUUACUUAACCCGAGUGGUUACGUUCAUAACGGUAUAAUUCUAAGAGGGUAGACAUAAGAUUCAGAGAAAUGUUUAGAUAAUCAGCUUGAUUUGUUACGGAUUUCGAUUCUUGAUUUGUAUUAUUAAAUUUAUAUUUCGAAUUAACUAAUCUGUCUAGCUGGCUGUGUAUUAUGUCAACUGAUAUUUUCAUUAAUUUGUUCUAAGUUUGCGUGGGUUUUUGGAACAAAAUCGGCCUCAUUCAAAUAACGAUGAAUUUCGCCAGAAUAUAACAUUCGAACUUACUUAAACAGUUUAAAGAUCUAGACAGAACCAUUCGUUUCAUUUCGAUACAACGGUCAAAGACAUAAGCUACAGUCAGCUGGUCGGUUUCUUAAACCCAAUUAUGUCCCAGUGCUGGGCACAGGACAGGCGCUUUUCCUUCCUAUCUCUGGAAAGAGGAACAGUUUGCUGUGCUUGAUAAAAGCUGCGGGUACUAAUCCUGUCCGAACCGGAAUAUUUUUCGAUAUUUGUGGAAGUAUAUUUAUUUAUAUAAACCAACACGCUGUUUGAAUCCCGGGCAUCUAUAAAUCUAUUUUGUAUUUAUCUUUGAACCGAUUGAUUAAUUAUGCUUGAUAAUGUUUCUUACACAUAGAAAUCUACAAAAUGAUCUUUAGUUUUUUAUACAAUUUUGUAUUUCUAUUUUAAUUUACAAUUAUAUUUUAUUAAUUUUUUAAUUGUUUAACAUUUUGAAUUUUGAAGGGAAGCGUGAUUAUGGAUUGGAAUCUAGUUUUUAACAUUAUUAUUGCUAGCAUUUUUUUUACCUACGUAUUCACAGAUUGGCGAGAUUUCUACGAUGCUGUAUGUAAUAUAAAUGUCAAAUCGAUGUGUAAAAAAAUGUUUUAAUAUAAUUUUAGGUCAUCAACUUAUUACUUUGACAAUUAGCGCUAUCUCUGUCUUAUACUGAGCAUAAUCGAAGGACAGCGCUAUUCCUAAAGCUACCAAACCAAAAUACAGCGUAGUUUACUCCCAAAAAGACGUUACUUGUUUUUUAAGCAAUUCUGAAAUACGAUUCCUAUUUUUUCGGACUCAUCAUCAGCCGUAUGACGCCCACUGCUGGGCAUAGGCCUCCCCCAAGGAUCUCCACGACGAUCGGUCCUGCGCUGCCCGCAUCCAGCGGCUUCCCGCGACCUUCACCAGAUCGUCGGUCCACCUUGUAGCGGGCCUACCCACUGAGCGUCGUCCGACACGUGGUCGCCACUCCAGAACCUUUCCGCCCCAUUGGCCAUCGGUUCUCCUCGCUAUGUGUCCUGCCCACUGCCACUUGAGCUUUGCAAUUCUUCGAGCUAUGUCGGUGACUUUAGUUCUCCUGCGGAUCUCCUCAUUUCUGAUUCGAUCGAGCAGGGAAAUACCGAGCAUAGCUCUCUCCAUUGCCCGCUGAGCGACACCGAGCCUCCUCACGAGACCCAUAGUAAGCGGCCACGUCUCACUGCCGUAGGUCAUCACUGGCAACACGCACUGGUCAAAGACUUUCGUCUUGAGACACUGAGGUAUUUUGGACGAGAAGAUAUUCCGCAGCUUCCCGACCGCUGCCCAUCCGAGUUGGAUCCGACGAGAGAUCUCUUUCUCGAAGUUGGACUUACCUAACUGGAUUAUUUGUCCUAGGUAAAUGUACUGGUCUACAACUUCGAGUGUAACGUUCCCAACCUGAACUGGAGUGGGUGCGACAUGGUCGUUGGACAUAAUUUUUGUCUUUGCCAUGUUCAUGCUAAGACCCACUCGUUGGGAUGCGUUACUGAGAUGCUCGAGCAUGGUGUUCAGGUCUUCCAGGGUCUCAGCCAUUAGGACUAUAUCAUCGGCAAAUCGAAGGUGCGUCAGGUACUCGCCGUUGAUGUUGAUGCCAAAUCCUUUCCAGUCCAGAAGCUUAAAAAUAUCCUCCAAUGCAGCAGUGAACAGUUUCGGAGAGAUGACAUCUCCCUGUCUCACUCCUCGCUGCAGUUGGAUCGGAUUAGAGCUCUGGUUCUGUACUCGAACUGACAUAGUGGCAUUUUGGUAGAGGUCCCUUAGCACUUCGAUGUACCUAUGGUCCACUUGGCACCUCUGAAGAGACUGCAACACCGCCCAGGUCUCGAUCGAAUCAAAGGCUUUCUCAUAGUCCACAAACGCCAAGCAAAGUGGCAGAUUAUACUCUUCGGUCUUCUGUAUAACCUGCCGCAGCGUAUGGAUGUGGUCUAUGGUGCUAAAGCCUUUUCGGAAACCGGCUUGUUCGGGAGGCUGGGAAUCGUCAAACCUGCAAGCGAGACGAUUCGUAAUGACCCUCGAAAACAACUUGUAGACAUGGCUCAGAAGCGAGAUAGGUCUGUAGUUCUUCAGUAGGGCUUUAUCACCUUUCUUGAAGAACAAGAUCACCUCGCUUCCGCUCCAUGCCCUCGGCGUUUUGCCCUGAAAUAUGACGGAAUUGAAGAGCCUUUGGAGGACUUUAAGUAUUGGCGUUCCGCCCGCUCUCAGAAGUUCUGCUGUGAUUCCGUCAUCUCCUGCCGCUUUGUUGUUUUUGAGUUGUUUGAGGGCCAUCCUAAUCUCGUACAGGCUGACGUCCGGGAUAUCUUCAGUGUAGUGUCGGGUAAGCUUGGCUCGAGGGUCUCGAGCCAUGCUUUCGCCUGAUGUUUUCGUGGAAUAUAGCUGUCUAUAGAAACUCUCAAUCUCCCUCAGGAUUUCGGGAGUCGACGAAAUGAUUCUGCCGUCCUCAGUUUUCAGUCUCGCUAGUUGACUUUGCCCAAUAGACAGAUCUUUUGCGAACACCUUGGAGCCCUUGUUCCGCUCUAUAGCCUCUUUAAUACGUUUAGUAUUAAAUUGGCGAAGGUCGCUCGUCAAAGACUUCGAGAUCUGUCUAUUAAGUUGUCUAUAACGUAAGACAUCCGCUGAGUCCUGCAGUCUCAUUUCGUGUCUCUUAUCCAUGAGUUCGAGUGUGUGUGCGGAGAGUUUCUGCGUUUUGGUACGGCGGGUUCUAAAGUGUUUAGAACCUACCGUACGGACAGCAUCCACCAUCAGGUUGUUUAUAUCGUCCACGUCUGCGCAGUUCUCAAGGUACUCGAAGCGGUUUUGAAGCUCAAGCUGAAAGCGCUCGGGGUUUUGGGUUUUGGACCUCGGGACACCAUGAUGACGAAGUGGAGACGAUGUAUGAGGAGAUUUCUAAAGCCAUGCAUAGCCAUAAAAGCCACUACACGAUUGUGAUGGGGGACUUUAAUGCACAGUUGGGGAAACGUUGCGGUAACGAGCUGAGAGUGGGGCAAUUUGGAUUUGGGGUCCGGAACACCAGAGGCGGGAUGCUUGCGGACUUUAUGGAGAAGGAGAACCUCUAUAUGAUGAACUCCUUCUUCAGGAAGCCCGCGACCCGCAAAUGGACCUGGAUGAGUCCCAGCGGCAGGUAUAAAAAUGAGAUCGAUUUUAUCAUGUCGACGAAAAAGCACAUAUUCAAUGAUGUCUCUGUGAUCAAUGCCGUUAAGACGGGAAGCGAUCACCGCAUGGUAAGAGGCACAUUGAAUAUCAAUAUCAAGCUAGAAAGAUCGCGACUGAUAAAAUCCACGCUCCGACCGGCGCCAGCCCAAAUCCAAAAUAUUUUUCGGACUACCUACUCACAAAUUCUCUUAGAACAUCUAUUUAGCCAGAUUUGCUUUCUUUAUUUUAAUUAUUAUACCGCAUAUCUACAUGACUGCAUACGCAAACAUAUCUCUUAGUUUUUUACACCGAUAUAAUUAUUAGUAAUCUUAUAGAUUUUCAUAAUCGUCAUCUAAGCUUACAUUAGCAUUGUAAAAAUUUUGAAUAAAUGUCAUUGUUCGUUCAUAAAAUUGGUUUACCUCAUGGGAAAAUGUAUGUAAAAAUUUCACAAAAUGUAAGAAAGUUGGAGUCGAAGCAAAGUGAUGUUGGAAAGGUAAAGUUAGGAAUCUCUUAAUCACGAGUAAAUUUAAAUGUAGUUAAAAUAAUUCGUGGCUUCUGUAUAAGUCGAAAUGUUUUCUAAUAAGUACCAAAGAGGAAUGCUUACAUACUUAAGUAAAAGGCGUAAGAAUUGUCAUUGAACAUUUUCCGACUUAUACAAAAUUCCAAUGUUAAAAUGACAGCUUUGUAAUCUAAGCUGUAAAUUAAGCAAUAUAAGAUUAAAUUUACCUAAGAACAUAGUUUGCCUUUGUUACCUGUUAUAAAACCAUUUUUCUAAUAUAGCAACACUGAAAAAUGCCUGCCUAAGAGUGCUGUUGCUUCUGUUUUACUCACAUUUUAAAAACAAAACGCUGAUAAAACAUCUUUCAUUACUUUGUUUCUUUAAUAAUUAUAGUUACCUAUAAAUCCUAGUCCGUAGUAUAAACGCUUUUGUAAAUUUGGCGCCAUAUUUAUAUUAAAAAAAUAAAAACUGCGACUUGACAUGGUCCCAGAGUAUCGGUGUUAUAGAAUUCAAUGUAAAACUAGUUAAAUUUAAGUUAACAAAAGUAUAGUAUUAAUAAAUGGUUAGUAACUUGAGUGGAAUUUGUAAAUAAACAUUGUAAACUUAAUAUAGAGUGGUGUUGCAAGAAGUAUUCUUAGAUAAUUCCAGCUAGUUUACCAAAGCUAAAGUUGAGAAUCACUGAGCUUGUAUUGCUUAAGAGUUCUUUUAUAACGGUCGCGUCAUCGAUAGCCAAUUGGAAACGAGGCAACUGUGGCAAUUCUAUUGGCUAAUCUUGAUGACAUGACAAGAACCAAUCAGAAAAAAGACGGAAGUUUCAAGUCAGCUGCUAUUGGCCAAAGAUGACGUGAUAUAAGGGUCGUGCACUCUUUCGCAGCUUUUCUACAUACUAGCUGGAAAGCGAUAUUCUGUGUUGAGCACGGUAUGAACUAGUAAUAAGAUGUUUCUGAAAACUACGUUCUACGCGUUGGAUAGUAUAGUAUACAUAGGACCCCUAUCAUAGAAAGAGUUUAUUUUUGCUUAGGCUUGUAAUAAAUAUAUUUAAAUUCGAUUGCGAAAGAUAAUAUAUUUUGUAUGUCACCGCAUUGAGAAUAAUAAUCUCAUAUUUAUAUGUAGUAUCUAUCUAAAUUAAGCUUUUGGGGACAUAUUUUGGUUUCAUUUGACUAAGCUAUUUGUUGAAUGUUUAAAUUUUCAAGGGAAGCAGGGAUCUACAGAUUGUUUUGACGAAUAUUUCAAUUUAAAGUGUUUAAAUAGUAACCUCAGCAUACAAGGGUGUUAGAAACACAUUGAGCUUCGUAAUAAUUGUACAAUUAUAUUUUAAAAUAGCCCGCUAAUAGAUAAAAUGCAAAUUUUCAGACCACGAAGCGACCAUUUUGUGGACAGUUGAAACAAAAUGGCCGUUUGCGCAGUGUGUUUAACACAGUUUAGUUUUCAGCUGCAUAAACCAUAGACAAGAGAUAAAAGUCGAGAACUGUUUAUCAGCUGAAAUACUGAAAAUCUAAUGGAAAAUAAAGUUGCCUUUUGGCAGCUUAAAAUAAGUGUUUGAAGUAUAAAAAUCUUUAAAUGUGUAUAGAGCGAACUGGGACCCACAGAUUUCGAAUUAUAACUGAAACGAGUUCCAAAUGACGUGAGGGUAGGUAAUGAUAAACGUGUUUUAUGUCUGUAACACCUCAACAAAUAAUAUAGGUAAUUGUAUUACUUGGGAGCGGGAAUGAUCUCUGUUUAUAUUUUCAUUCAAGUUGAAGUGCUAGUGCAACGUUGUCCUUUUCAUAUAACUACGUAAACUGUUGACAUUUGUUCACUUUUUAAAUGUUAGACACACUCUGUUACCUUGCUGCAAAGAACAAAGAUCAUUCUGGUUCCCCACUUUAGUAUAAGGCGUUCGAAUUAGAAAUCACAAAUUAGCUUCAAAGUAUAUUUCAAAAAUAUUAGAAUCAGUGUCGCUUCUCACUCUAUAUGGAUAAAUAAUCAGUAUAAAUCGAUACACUGAGCUGUUCUAUUAUACGUAAAUGAUAGUGUUAUUCACACGUUAAAAGUUAAGUAAUAAAAAGUCAUUAUUUAUACAAAAUAUGAUAAUAUAAAAAUCGAUAUUUUGGGCUGCGAAUUAGCGGUUUAAAAUUGUUGGCCGAUUUGACUCGAAAUGACUUUAAUAGACUUUGAAAAAGAACCAAUAUUAUGUAGAAACUUGGGUAUUCAUCAGGGAGUACAUAACUAGUUCUUCUCUACAAAUUGCAAUUUAGCACUUAAAUUCGACAAGAAAAAUGACGUCCAAACAGUAGUAGGUACCUAAACAGUGUCGUACCUUUCAAGCCAAGCCGACUGGACAUUUCAAGCCGCUGACGCAGCCUCUAGACGCAAUAGAUAUGAAGACGCAAGCUUCGACUGCCUUUUAUCGGAUGAAGUAUGUCAAUAUUUUCUAUAAAAUGUAACGUUUACUAUGUAGUUGCUAGAUAGCUUCGGAAUUCCAGUUUUCUAGUUCACUGUUGGAUGAUAAACGAUGGAAUGUACCGUCAUCGCUUCGACAGCUUAAAAGCCUUCAGACUGUGGCUUUUAAUGAAUACUUUUGUGAAAUUAAUAAAAAAAUAUUCAUAAACACAAUAAG
Messenger RNA from Pectinophora gossypiella (pink bollworm), 8837 nucleotides. Its product is annotated as protein Fe65 homolog. Bases 528 to 2240 code for a protein of 570 amino acids. The transcript is spliced from 13 exons. NCBI's taxonomy places the organism in Eukaryota, Metazoa, Arthropoda, Insecta, Lepidoptera, Gelechiidae. Gene Ontology annotation, biological process: regulation of DNA-templated transcription. The record is from RefSeq and is a predicted model, not a curated record. Gene Ontology annotation, cellular component: cytoplasm; nucleus. Gene Ontology annotation, molecular function: transcription factor binding; amyloid-beta binding.